AAGAAAUCCAAUAAUUGAACCUCAUUCACAAAAAUUUGGACCUUUCAAAUUACUCUGAAAUUUUUUCAAGAACAGGCUUUCUACAGCAAUAUUUUGAGUCCUUGAUCCUAACGAUUGAACAAAGUAAAUAAGUGAUUAAUCAUGAUUUGCUUUGAGAUAGGCAAAUGCUGAAGCAUAAUAUUAUUUCUUAUAUUAUUAUUAUUAUUAUUCAAGUAAUAAAAUUAUAAAUUAAAUAAUUUUUACUCAAAAUUUGAUGGUUUUUUUAAUUAAAAAAAUGAAUCUAGGAGACUAGGACUAACCUUUUUUUUUUAAUAAAAAAUAUAUAGAUAUAUAUAAUCCUGGUUAAUUUUCCUUUAAAAAAAAAUAAAUAAAUAAAAAAAACCAUAAGCAUACUUCGUUAUAGCACCUGUUCUCCCCACCCCUUCAGUGUUUUCCCGCCAUUCAAUGUCGGCGCUCUGUGAAGCUUCUUCGAGAUUUUCCGGGCAUUCGCUGUCGGCGAUUCGCCACGCCUGCAAGGUGGUCUUUUCGCCAUUUUCAACCUUGCAAAGGAACAACUGCUGCAGCGAGAGUUCAACAGUUAGAAAUUUUGAUAUCUGCUUGUCCGGGAGCAAAAGUUUUGCUCGAUUAGAACCAUCUUCUGAUCGUGCAAGAAACUGUGAAAUCUGGAAUGGAGCAGAGAAAAAGUUUGAACGGGUCAGCCAAGUUAGAGCAAUGAGGCCUGGGAUGGUUCUAUUGAAACAUUAUAUCACCUACGAUGAGCAGGUUGGAAUCAUAAGGAGUUGUCAGAAGCUUGGUCUUGGCCCUGGUGGAUUUUAUCAACUGGGAAAUCAUGGUCACUACAUCAUGGCUCUUGGCUUGACUUGGGAUCCUAAAAGACGAAUGUAUGAACUGUGGCGAACGGUUGAUGGUACUAAGACACAUGAUAUUCCUGAGGAUUACAGUUUAUUGGUUAAAAGAUCAAUCCAAGAUGCUCAUGCUCAUCUUAAGAAGGAUCUAAAAGGAACCAAUCUGGAAGUGGAAGACGUACUUCCUUCAAUGUCUCCAACUGUAUGCAUCGUCAACUUUUACACUACGCUUGCAACACUCGCUCUUCAUCAGAAUUCAUCUCUGUGGAUGUGCACAAGGUAAAGAAAGUUAUAUUGGAAUCAGGGGAUGCGUUGAUGUUCGGUGGUAAAUCAAGACAUAUACAUCAUGGUGUAAGUUCCAUAAUACCAAAUUCUGCUCCUAAACAAUUUUUAGAAGAAUCUAGGCUUCGUCCAGGUCGUCUCAACUUAACCUUCAGGGAAUUUCAGAAACUCUUCAACGUUUAGGACUUUUUAAAAAUCUUUUUUGUUUUUUUUUUUUUUGUUUCCAGGGCUUUUAGUUUGUUUGUGAUUACACUUGCCUAAUAUGUUGAUGCUAAUUUUCUACAUUAGCAUGGGGCAGAGAGCAAUUAUAUGCUCUUUGCAGAUGGAAGAAAAAACAAAAGGAUAGAUUUUUUUAUUGCACUUGAUUAAGUGAGGUUUAUCCAUAAAUAGUUGAUUUCCAUUUGAUUA
Molecule: messenger RNA, 1535 nt
Organism: Ziziphus jujuba (common jujube)
Lineage: Eukaryota; Viridiplantae; Streptophyta; Magnoliopsida; Rosales; Rhamnaceae
Exons: 4
Coding region: 445-1128 (227 amino acids)
Biological process (GO): oxidative RNA demethylation
Cellular component (GO): nucleus; cytoplasm
Molecular function (GO): broad specificity oxidative DNA demethylase activity; oxidative RNA demethylase activity; ferrous iron binding
Source: RefSeq, a predicted model, not a curated record